GCUCAACGCGGAAAUCCAAACGUUGUUGAUCCUGCGACGGUAUCCAUAGCAACGGGGAAUAUGGCGGGUAAACAAAGUGAUGAGGCUAAUGAAGUAGGUCCGGGAUACGGGCUGAAUCAAUGAGUUACCCGCUUCCUACGUCGAUAUGACACGCUGGAGGUAACAAGACGCCUCCUUCGGCCAAAGCACCAUGCCGGCCAACCCACAGCAGCCAGGGGCGCCUCAGGGACCGGCAGGGGGACCUCCUGAUGGGGAAGAGGAGGGGAAGGCUCCCUCGGGGGAAGCGCAGGCGUCCCCACCAAAGAGCCCCGAGAAGAAAGGAGGAGAUAAAGGAAAUAAAAAGAAGAGCAAGAAAAAGUCUUCUAAGGAGUCGGGAGGAGGUCGCGUUCACGUGGACAUUCUGGGUGAAACAGCGAUGCGCAACGCUCUCUUCAUCUGUCACAGCGUGCAGGAGCUUCUCUUUUGGCGCGGAUACCAGUGGGCGCCCGGAGGCAAGAAGCAGAAGGGCAAGAAAGGAAAGAAAUGAGGAACUGGUAAUGAAAUGGUUCGUUGUAAAAAGCGUAUGAUGGAUUUUUUUACGCAGGUGUAUGAUUAACAUCAUCAGAAUGGCGUAAUUGCGAUAAGGCUGUAAUCUGGAAACGCUGAAUGAAUGUUUUGCAAUGCUGCAAGGACGAGGACCUCACUGGGGGAAAUGUGCAGGGCUAGGAUUUAGGCGGACCGAGGCACUAAGAUAUUUAUAAAAAAAAGCUGUAUUAGAUUAUGUAUAUGUGGCCCUCCAUUAAGUGUUAAUGGAGAAUAUGGCUCUAGACCGACUGUAGUCUCCUCGAUGGUUUUAUUCAAUAAGCCUAGAUUGACAAAGUAGGAAUGGCGCUACCUUUCUCAGCCUAUACAUAGACAUGGUUACAAAAGGAAGAGCGUGUGCAUCCGGGCCUGUAUUGCAACGAAACUCUCACUUCAACAUAUUUCAGAGGAGAACAUCAAAUUCAUACUCCGUAGCUAUUAUUGCUCAUGCCUUAAUCCGGCCCUGAAUAUGUACAUGGGCAUUAUGGAAAUGUGAUUUAAAAUACGAGUAAGGAUGAACUGUUGACACAUUUUAUUUGUUGUAAAGUAAAUUUAUUUAAGGAUUCUGGUUAUCAUGAGAUAAUCAAGAAUAAAAGAUAUUAUUGUAAAUGUCCCCAAAUAUACGUCGUAUUUACCAAA
Molecule: messenger RNA, 1200 nt
Organism: Penaeus monodon (black tiger shrimp)
Lineage: Eukaryota; Metazoa; Arthropoda; Malacostraca; Decapoda; Penaeidae
Exons: 3
Coding region: 191-526 (111 amino acids)
Source: RefSeq, a predicted model, not a curated record